Molecule: messenger RNA, 1576 nt
Organism: Gigantopelta aegis
Lineage: Eukaryota; Metazoa; Mollusca; Gastropoda; Neomphalida; Peltospiridae
Product: zinc finger protein 184-like
Exons: 2
Coding region: 218-1348 (376 amino acids)
Biological process (GO): regulation of transcription by RNA polymerase II
Cellular component (GO): nucleus
Molecular function (GO): RNA polymerase II cis-regulatory region sequence-specific DNA binding; DNA-binding transcription activator activity, RNA polymerase II-specific
Source: RefSeq, a predicted model, not a curated record
UGAAGGCACUGAGCUCUUCCCCCAGAAAAAAGCCCCAAUAAAGUGCCAUUUUUAGUUUCUUUUUUCAUUUUUUAAUUAUUUUUUUUAGUUUCUUCUUCAGAAUUACGAGGUAUUGAUCUGUCGAUGUCAAACGUUGGAUGACUCAACAUUUGUGAUGGAUGACGUAAUGUUACUUAGAAUCGAUGUACAUUGAACCUACUUCAACACAAGCGUGUUGAUGCCUAACAUGGAUCCAGCUCAGGACGAGGAGAAGAUGUUACGAUGCAGUGUCUGCAGCCGAACAUUUUCGUUUCCGGAAACUUUAGCGAAUCACCAGCUUAUGCAUGAGACUCCAGUCAAGGCAAAGGCGUCACACAACAAGCAGAAGGCCAAACGAGUGCACAAAACGCAAGCAAGAACCGAAGGACACCACCCUUACAUUAGACGUCAGUCUCCAGAAAAAAUAGUCCCAGACAAAUCCCUGGCUGUUGGACAAACUGUUUCCCACGAAGUAGUAAUCGGCGACAUAUCUUCUCCUACUUGGACCUAUCACGUGGAACCACCUAAAAGAGAGGCAGACCUAACCAAAGAUGGAGUACGAUAUUCCAGUGAAAAUAUUUCUUGGCCGUACAAUCCGGAAUACUUCAAAAGAUUCACCGAACCGACUAAGCCCGCACACCCAAAUGUAUUCAUACCUAGCCGAAUGACUUGGUGCUACAAUGAACCCUCUGCGAAGGCGUACCAGCAGAAUGUGCCGGUGAUGUCACAUUGUGAUGACAUAACAUGGCCCAGUAAUAAAAUUGACGAUUCUAAGGAACCAAUCGGCUAUCAAGAAACUAUACCGCUUACGGCAGCAUCCAAUCAGACAUCAAAUACUGUUGUGUCUGCGCCGUUUUCAACAGCCAAUCAAACGUUAAGUACUGCCGUUAACACUUCCGCUCCUGCGCAGCUGUUACCUAGUCCAAAACCUUAUAUCGCUGUGCAGUUUCAAUCAAAAGAGGAGAGCAGAGAUGUUGCUCAGCAAGAAAAUCCGACCAAAACGUCAUUGAGCUCUGCUGGAAAUGACGAAGUGUCGGACAACGAUAAGCUGUAUAGAUGUGGUCUUUGUUGGAAAACCUUCUCCUAUUUGGAGACGUUUUCCAACCACAUGCUGGGACAUAGGGAGAGGGCGUUCUGCUUGUGCAAUGUGUGUGGGAAGGAGUUCGACUACCUGCCCAAUCUGGACGCACACGUGACAUCACACAAACCCUACAGAUGCAUCAGUUGUGAUCAACGAUUCAGACUUUGGAAAUGUGCCAAAGAACAUGCACAAAAUCACGCUGUACACGAUGGUGGCAUUCUGGAAGAUUAUAUUUCUUAUGUAUCAUAAUCUGAUAUUGACUGUAGGUAUCGUAAUCUGAUUUAGACUACAUACCAUAAUCUGAUUUUGACUUUCUGCCAAAUCUGAACGCACACGUGACGUUACACACAUGCACCAGUUGUGACCAACGUUCUGACUUUGGAAAUGUGCCUGGAAACAAGUACAGAAUCUUGCUGUCAGUGAUACAGGAAUUUUUGACGAUAAUAAUUAAAUACAAUAAAAUAGAAUUACGUUUGA